AUGCGCACUAACACCAUUUGGCAGAAGAGKGGGCGCUCUUGGUUUCGGAGUGACCUUGUCAACGUGGUCGCGGAGCAGCGGACUCUCAUCUUCCAGGGGAGGAUGGUGGAGGAUGUUCUCCAACGCCCCGAGGAGGCUGCAGUCUUGGGGGGAUACGGACUUGCAGAAGGCACAGAAGAGCUAACCAAGGGCUCCCUCCUCGACGGGCAGAGCAGCAGCACCAUGUGGAGAGUCGGGGUGCUCCUCUUCUGGGGUGAGCGUGGGAUCCCUGGGGGAGAGGUGGUGGAGUUCAUUAGUACAGACCCAGCAUCAGGACAUUUUGAUGUUGAUGAUGGUGGUGAUGGURAUGCUCGUGAAGCUGAUGAUGGCAACGGUGAUGAUGGUGGUGGUGAUAAUGAUGAAAAUAUGGUGGUGUUGGUGAUGGAGAUGGUAUUGAUGAUGGAGAUGGUAUUGAUGAUGGAGAUGGUAUUGGUGAUGGAGAUGUUGUUGGUGCUGGAGAUGGUGUUGGUGAUGGAGAUGGUGGUGUUGGUGAUGAAGAUGGUGGUGGUGCACUAUCUAGGGCACUGUGUCACCCACGGCUGGGACAUGACCACAGUGGAGCAAAAGACCACAUUGGAGCAGAAAAGUGACAUUGACGAGUGCCUCACCAGUGGGAUCUGCCCUGAGCAUUCCACGUGUGUAAACUCUGUGGGGAGCUACCAUUGCAGCUGCCAAGCUGGAUUCUUCUCCAAUGGCUCCACCUGUGAAGACAUUGACGAGUGUGUUGACAUGUGCCCCUUACGUUCCGACUGCACCAACACUCCCGGGAGCUACUCUUGCACCUGCCACCCUGGCUUUGCACCAAGCCAUGGUCAACGGCACUUCAGAGGCCAAGGAGUGGAGUGCAGGGAUGUGGAUGAAUGCUCCCAGGACCCACCACCCUGUGGCCCCAAUGCAGUCUGCACCAACACCCCAGGCUCCUACAGCUGCCGCUGCACCGCGGGCUUUCGUCCCCUCCACGAAGGUUCCCAGACUCAGGGCAACUUCACCUGCCAACGGAUUCUCUUCAAAUGUAAGGAAGACAUGAUACCCCAUAAUAAGCAGGCCCAGCUGUGCCGAGCGGGGGCUCCCGUGGAGCUGGAGUAUCUCCCCUUCUGUGCCCUGAUGAACGACACCUUCCACGUGCUGGACAAGACCUGUGAGAACAGAUCCGCGGCGUCCCUGCAGAGUGCAGCUGAGAGCUUCACCUCUGUGCUGGAGCAGAAGUCCAAGUGGACCAAGCUCAGCAGGGACGAGACGUCUGCCCUGGCCACAGUGUUGCUGGAGAGUGUGCAGAGCUCCACCUUGGCGGCCCUUCUGCAGCCCUCAGAGAAUGUCAGCCARACGGUGCAGACGGAGCACUUAGAUAUCGAGAGCAAAGUCAUCAAGGAGGACUGCCUUGAGGAGAAUGGCUUUUCUCUGAAAGCCAAAGGGGAUGGGAUGAAGAUCAGUUGCUCCACGAUCAAGGAAUCUAGAUCCUCAGGGCCCACGGGGGUGGCUUUUGUCUCCUUUGCGAACAUGGAGUCCGUCUUAGAUGAGCGCUUCCUCCGGGGCCCUCAGAGCCCCAGGGCCAACGUCAAGCAGAGGCUGAGGAUGAAUUCUCGCGUCGUUGGGGGCAUCACAACCGGGGAGAAGAAGGACAACCUCUCGGAACCUGUCCUCUACGUCCUGGAGAACCUUCAGCCGAAGCAGAAGUCCGAGAGGCCCAUCUGCGUGUCCUGGAGCUCAGACAUGGGGGAUGGUUGGUGGACGCCGGCCGGCUGCGAGGUCCUGGAAGUUCUGGAGACACACACGGUCUGCAGCUGUAACCGGCUGGCCAACUUGGCCAUCAUCAUGGCUCUUGAGGAGCUCCCGGUGGCGGUCUCCUUGGAAAUCAUUAGCCUCGUGGGCCUGAGCCUCUCCCUGGUGUGCCUUGUCCUGGCCAUUGCCACCUUCCUGCUGUGCCGCGCCAUUCGCAGCCGCAACACCUCCCUCCACCUGCACCUCUGCGUGUGUCUCUUCCUGGCCAAGAUUCUCUUCCUCACCGGUGUAGACAAGACCGACAACCAGACGGCCUGUGCCAUCAUUGCCGGGUGCCUCCACUACCUUUUCCUGGCCUGCUUCUCCUGGACGCUGGUGGAGGCCGUGACCCUCUUCCUGAUGGUCAGAAACCUCAAGGUGGCAAACUACUUCAGCUCCCACAACAUCAGCAUGCUGUACCUCUGUGCCUUUGGCUACGGGUUCCCAGGGCUGGUGGUGGCCRUCUCUGCCAGCAUGUACCUCCAGGGCUAUGGGACGCAUAACCGCUGCUGGCUCAGCACAGCUAGAGGCUUCAUCUGGAGCUUUCUGGGGCCGGUGUCCGUGAUCAUACUGAUCAACUUCGUCCUCCUCACCUGGACGCUGUGCAUCCUGAGGCAGAAGCUUUCCAGCGUCAACGCUGAGGUCUCCAAGCUCAGAGACACCAGGUUGCUGACCUUCAAAGCAUUUGCCCAGUUCUUCAUCCUGGGCUGCCCCUGGGUGCUGGGCUUCUUCCAGAUUGGACAGAUGGCCAGCAUCAUGGCGUACCUGUUCACCAUCAUCAACAGCCUGCAGGGGACGUUCAUCUUCGUCAUCCACUGUCUGCUCAGCCGCCAGGUACGAGAAGAGUACAGGAGGUGGCUCACCAGGAAGACCAAGCCCAGCUCCCAGUCCCAGACCUCGGGCAUCCUGCUGUCCUCCAUGCCCUCCUCGUCCAAGACGGGUUAAAGUGCUUUCCUGCUUUCUCAUGCACUAUCCUGGAACAGCCUUCGAGAAUUUUAAGUGCCUGCAGAAGCCUGGUCUGAUUUCCCUUCUCUGCCUGCUAUGGAGAUGCAA
This is a messenger RNA of Urocitellus parryii (Arctic ground squirrel), 2850 nucleotides long. The record is from RefSeq and is a predicted model, not a curated record. NCBI's taxonomy places the organism in Eukaryota, Metazoa, Chordata, Mammalia, Rodentia, Sciuridae.